UCCUUUAUAGACAUCCACAAACCCAGCAGAAGCGGGCUGCAGUCUCUUCUCUAAACCAAGAACCCGACACGAACUCAACCCAACAUCGCUAUGGGAUCUUACAUGACUUUAACUUUACCGCUUCUCAGUUUGUUGGGAUGGACGCUGAUCUCUGCCUUCAACCUGGACAAGGACAAUGUUAUCAAGAAAACGGGAGAUCCCAACAGCUUGUUCGGUUUCUCCCUUGCCAUGCACCGACAACUCAGACCAGCUGAUAAAAGAAUGUUGCUUGUUGGUGCACCAAAAGCUAAAGCAUUGUCCGGGCAGAAGUCAAGCAUUACGGGAGGCAUGUACAAAUGUGACAUAAAUUCUCCCAGUCAGUUUUGCCAACGAGUGAUGUUUGACAAUGAAGAAAACCUGCAAACGGAAAAUAAGGAAAACCAGUGGAUGGGAGUUACUGUACAGAGCCAGGGACCUGGAGGAAAGAUAUUGGCCUGUGCGCAUCGCUACCAGCGACGCAUGUUUGUGGGAUUACCUCAGGAGCUGCGUGAUGUCACGGGUCGUUGCUACGUACUUAGUGAGGACCUAACGAUUAAUAAUUCCGAAGAUGAAGAUGGAGGGGAGUGGAUGUUCUGUAACGGGAGAAACAGAGGACACGAGCGCUUUGGAUCAUGCCAGCAGGGUCUCUCUGCCACAUUCACAAAGGACCAUCACUAUCUGGUGUUUGGAGCACCGGGUGCUUACAACUGGAAAGGACUGGUGCGGAUGGAGCAGAAGAACAGCUCUCUGUGGGAAAUGAAUGUCUUUGAUGACGGCCCAUAUGAAGUCGGAGAUGAGAAUCAACUUGAUCCAGAGCUGGUGCCUGUCCCUGCUAACAGUUAUUUAGGUUUUUCUCUGGACUCUGGAAAAAUGCUGACCAAGAGAGGUCAAUUGACUAUUGUUGCUGGGGCUCCAAGAGCCAAUCACAGUGGGGCAGUUGUGCUAUUAAAGAAGGACGACGUUAAAUCAUCCAUGUUGACAGCUGAAUACAUACUGGAGGGUUCCGGACUUGCCUCUUCCUUUGGUUAUGAUCUUGCGGUGCUUGACAUUAAUGGAGAUGGGUGGCAGGACAUUGUAGUCGGAGCACCUCAGUACUUUAUUAAGGACGGUGAUAUCGGUGGGGCCAUCUAUGUUUAUCUUAACGAGGAAGGGGCUUGGGACAAGAUCACCCCCAAGAGAAUUGAAGGAGCUGCUUAUUCCAUGUUUGGUUUGGCUGUGGAAAACAUGGGAGAUGUGAACCUGGAUGGUUAUCAUGAUGUUGCAGUUGGUGCCCCAUAUGACAGUAAGGGAGUUGGAAAAGUAUUUAUCUUCCAUGGUUCAACAACAGGUCUUAACAAAGCCCAGGUUCUUGAAGGACAAGAUCACAAAGUGAAACUCUUCGGAUACUCUCUUGCUGGCAACAUGGAUUUAGACAGAAAUAAUUACCCUGAUCUGGCUAUCGGAUCUCUCUCUGAUUCAGUGUUUGUGUACAGGGCACGGUCAGUUAUCAGCAUUGAAAAGACUGUCACCACCACUCCAAAGGAGUUAGAUCUCACGAAGAAAAACUGUGGAGACACUAUAUGCCUUGAUGUAAAAGCCUGCUUCAAAUUUACAGUCAAACCCCAAAACUACAAUCCUACACUGAGGGUGAAAUACACUAUCACGGUUGAAUCUGAACGGAAGAAACUUAGUCUUCCUUCUAGAGUCAUCUUCAACCCGCGCUCAGUCAAUGAGUAUGAAAGCACAGGAGAAGUAGAGCUCAAGGGUCAGGGCACAGAAAGCUGCGUUACCAGAGGCCUCAGACUGCAGGAAACCCUAAAAGACAAACUGAGAAGUAUCCCGAUUGAUGUCUCUGUGGAGAUCCUGAACCCAUCCACACGCAGGAAGAGACAGAGUGCUCUCCCGAACCUGCUUCCCAUCCUGGACAAGAACCAAGAAGCCACCACUGCUACCAAUGUUCAAUUUAUCAAGGAAGGAUGUGGUACUGAUUUUGUCUGUAAUAGUGACCUGCGACUACAGUAUAAAUUCCACACCAGGGAACCAAACACAUACAUCUUUCAUCCAUUACCUGAGGAAAAAGGAGCUCCCAUCCUGUCUCUUAGUGAUCAGAAGGACAUUGCCUUGGAGAUCAAGGUGGAGAACAAGGGUGAAGAUGCUUAUGAAGCGCAGCUGUCUUCCUCGUUCCCCAAAUCCCUCUCUUAUUCGAAAGUUUACACUAAAUCUGAUGAUAAACCUUUCAGUUGUCAGGCCAAUCAGAAUGGGUCACAAGCCGAAUGCGAAAUUGGAAAUCCAUUCAAAAAAGAUGCUGAGACAACUUUUUACUUCAUUCUGAGCACGGGAGGAAUUUCUUUGGAUACAACUGAAAUUGAAAUUGAUCUUGUACUCAAAACGACAAGUAAUCAGACCCAGUUACCAAGAAUCAAAGCCAAAGCCACUGUUAAGAUCCAGCUGCUGUUGUCCCUCUCAGGCAUUGCUAAGCCAUCUCAGGUCUACUUUACUGGAGAAGUUAAAGGAGAGAGCGCAAUGAAGUUGGCAACUGAUGUCGGCAGUCCAAUUGACUAUGAAUUCAGGGUUACAAAUUUGGGCAAACCCCUUAAAUCAUUCGGUACGGCUUCUAUGGUUAUCCAAUGGCCUAAGCAUAACUCUCAGGGCAAGUGGCUGCUGUACCUCAUGAAGAUGACCUCCUCCGGUUUAGACAGCUUCAGCUGCACCAAUCAAAAUGAGGUCAACAAACUCGGUUUGAAGGAGCCUUCAGAGUCACGAACUAAACGUGAAAUUGGGGAAACUCCUGCAAAAGAGGGAACAGCCUCUCUCUUUACUGACAAGAGGAAAUACAUUGUUUUGUCGUGUGAGGAUGGGGCGGAGUGUAUCACAUUCAGAUGUCCUCUAGCGGGAAUGGACAGCAAUGCUGUCAUCAGCCUGAGAGCUUAUCUUUGGAACUCUACCUUCCUGGAGGACUAUGCAAAAUUGAACUACAUUGAUAUUAUUGUCAAGGCAUCACUUGAUUUCAAGAGCUCAGCUACAAAUAUACAGCUGAAAAAUGAACCAGCACUGGUACGCGUCACCGUGUUUCCGGAGCACAGAGUUGCGCAGUACGGCGGUAUGCCCUGGUGGGUCUUACUGGUGGCCAUUUUACUCGGACUCCUUUUGCUGGGCCUUUUGGUCUUCUUGCUUUGGAAGUGUGGAUUUUUCAAACGUUCCAAGUAUGAUGACAGCGUCCCCAGUUAUAGUGCUGUGCGGAUAAAGUGGGAAGAGAGGGGAAAAGAGCCGGGGAAAGAAGAAAUGGAUCCUCCGGAGAAGAAACAAUGGAUGACUUCUUGGAAUGAAAAUGAGAGCUACUCAUAGCUAAAUGCUAAUCUGAUUGAAAUCAAACCAAAGACUCCCUUCUUAAGGCCUUUAAUGCUUACUUUUGCACACACUGAACUUUUCUUACUUGAGUUUUGUUUUAUAUUAAUAUUUGCUUCCACGUUCCACCCCAUUUUCAUAUCACAGUUCACUUCUCAUUCAUACAGUAAUGUAUAUACAUUUAAUGUAUUUAUUCUCAGCAGUGGUUUCAGUUGUACAAAGGCCAAAGGUUUUACAUUUUUUUUUCUUUUUUUAUGAUUUGUUUGUGUCAGGACUGCUUGGUUCUUAUUUUUUCUUAUCCUGAUAUCCAGCUAAAACAAUCUGGAUGAAUGUAAAUAUUUGUGUCUUUGGAUUUUUAUUUUUCUUAUUUUUUUUUCUCUAUUUGUUGCUUAAUUGUUAAAACCAGUCAGGUACAUAUUUUAUUUUCACAGGUGUUUUUUCACUGUACUUAAACUACUACAACUGGGACUGAUUUUAUUAAGAGCUACUUUGUUAUGAACAGUUUGAUAUAUUAUCAGUUGACUGCCACAAUCCACUGUAAGAUCAGAUUCUAAAGUUUUCUUUUAGUUUUUGAAGUUCAUUUGAAAAUAUCUUUGUAUAAAUGUGAAGUUGCUUUUAUUUUACAUUUUUUUAAACAGCACUUUUGGCAAUGCUAGUGCUCAAAUAAUGAAAAGUAUUAAUUCUGUAUUAAUUUGUAAAGUGACUUGUUGAAUGGAGAGUGAUGAUGUCUGAAUUUUAGCCACUUAAAUGUAUUAGCUCACAAAAUUGACACUGAAGUAAUGAAAUUGAUUAUUAGAUAUUUGGUAUUAAUUUUUCAAAUAAAAGUUUUGCUGGACCUUAA
Cyprinus carpio (common carp) is the source of this 4183-nucleotide messenger RNA. RefSeq names its product integrin alpha-6-like. Lineage: Eukaryota; Metazoa; Chordata; Actinopteri; Cypriniformes; Cyprinidae. The record is from RefSeq and is a predicted model, not a curated record. Gene Ontology annotation, molecular function: integrin binding. Gene Ontology annotation, cellular component: external side of plasma membrane; integrin complex. Gene Ontology annotation, biological process: cell-matrix adhesion; integrin-mediated signaling pathway; cell adhesion mediated by integrin.